Messenger RNA from Protobothrops mucrosquamatus (brown spotted pit viper), 1728 nucleotides. It is a transcript of the gene THOP1, whose product is annotated as thimet oligopeptidase 1. NCBI's taxonomy places the organism in Eukaryota, Metazoa, Chordata, Lepidosauria, Squamata, Viperidae. Gene Ontology annotation, molecular function: metalloendopeptidase activity. Gene Ontology annotation, cellular component: mitochondrial intermembrane space. The transcript has 12 exons. The record is from RefSeq and is a predicted model, not a curated record. The annotation marks the transcript as partial. Gene Ontology annotation, biological process: peptide metabolic process; proteolysis.
CUGCGCGCCCUGGCCGCCGCCGAGCGCGAGUACACAGUGCAGCGGAAUAUGCUGGAUUUCCCGCAACACGUGUCCCCCAGCCGGGAGGUCCGCACCGCCAGCACCGAGGCAGACAAGCAGCUCUCGGAGUUCGACGUGGAGACCAGCAUGCGGCAGGACGUCUACCAGCGGAUCACCUGGCUGCAGGAGAAGCUGGACGGCGCUUCCCUAAAGCCGGAAGCCAAGCGCUACUUGGAAAGGCUGGUCAAGCUGGGCCAACGGAGCGGCCUCCACCUGGCCAGGGAGGUUCAGGAGAAAAUCAAGGAGAUUAAGAAGCAGCUGAGCGUGCUGUGCAUCGACUUCAGCAAAAACCUCAACGAAGACGCCACUUUCCUGGCUUUUACCAGGGAGGAGCUGGGGGGGCUCCCCGAGGAUUUCCUGAAGUCCCUGGAGAAGGCGGAGGACGGCAAGCUGAAGGUCAGCCUCAAGUACCCCCAUUACUUUCCCCUGAUGAAGAAGUGCCACGUGCCCGAGACCCGGAAGCGGAUGGAGGAGCGCUUCAACUCCCGCUGCAAAGAGGAGAACUGCCGGAUCCUCCAGCAGCUGGUGGAGCUGCGGGCCCAGAAGUCGGCGCUCCUGGGGUUCGAGACGCACGCGGCCUUCGUGCUGGAGAUGAACAUGGCCAAGGACUGCAAGACGGUGGCAGACUUCCUGGAUGAGCUGGCAGCCAAGCUGAAGCCGCUGGGCGAGAAGGAGCGGGCGGUGGUCCUGAGCCUGAAGCAGAGGGAGUGCGAGCAGCGGGCGGCCUGCUUCGGGCUGCAGCCUGGCUGCCUGUUGUCGGACGGCAGCCGCCAGACGGCCGUGGCUGCCAUGGUGGCCAACUUCACCAAGCCGACGCAGGAGGCCCCUUCCCUGCUGCAGCACGAUGAGGUGGAGACCUACUUCCACGAGUUCGGCCACGUCAUGCACCAGCUGUGCUCCCAGGCCGACUUCGCCAUGUUCAGCGGGACCCACGUGGAGCGAGACUUCGUGGAGGCCCCCUCCCAGAUGCUGGAGAACUGGGUGUGGGAGAAGGGGCCCCUGCAGCGCAUGUCCAGGCACUACAAGACGGGCGAGCGGAUCCCCUCCGAGCUGCUGGAGAAGCUGAUCCGCUCCCGCCAGGCCAACACAGGGCUCUUCAACCUGCGCCAGGUCGUUUUGGCCAAGCUCGACCAGGCCCUGCACAAGCAGACGAAAGCAGACCCUGCCCAGGAAUACGCCCGGCUCAGCGAGGAGAUCCUGGGCAUCCCAGCCACCCCAGGCACCAACAUGCCGGCCACAUUCGGCCACUUAGCAGGAGGCUACGACGCCCAGUACUACGGCUACCUCUGGAGCGAGGUCUACUCCAUGGACAUGUUCUACACCCGCUUCAAGCAGGAGGGGGUCAUGAGCUCCAAGGUGGGGCUGGACUACCGGAACUGCAUCCUCCGGCCAGGCGGGUCGGUGGACGCUGCGGAGAUGCUGCUGGGGUUCCUGGGAAGGGCCCCCAACCAGGACGCCUUCCUGGAGAGCAAGGGGCUGGCCGUGGCCCCCGGCUCCCUGCCCUCGGCGUGCUGAGCGCCUGCCACCCCUCCGCGAGACCGCCGUGGGCCUGGCCCUCCCCCGUGGUGCUGCCGUGGUAGAUUUAGUGGUGUGCUCGGAUUGAAACUGCCCCCCCUGCUCUUUUACAGGGUGGGGGGGCGGCAUUAUUAAACUGCUUACUCACCUUCA